Molecule: messenger RNA, 1183 nt
Organism: Moneuplotes crassus
Lineage: Eukaryota; Ciliophora; Spirotrichea; Euplotida; Euplotidae
Source: the annotation of a GenBank genome assembly
UUUUUAUAAACUUUAAUGAAAGACCGGUUUGUUGAAGAGGAGAAAGACACAGAAGAAUACACUCUGGACUGGAGCAAGAUUGGAUUGACUCAUUUUGACACUUUUGAUGAUAAGGAGAAUGGCCUUAGCAAUAGCUUCGAGGAGGAAUUUGUUACUGAGCAUCAUUUUUGGAAGCAGACUGGAGCGAAGGGUUCCAAUUUUUGAAUAGGAGGAAUUCCGGUCAAAGAAGAGGAAGACACUUGGGCUCCACCAAAAUUUUCAAAAUACUCAUUUCUUUCUAAUGAAGAUACUAGGAAUAUGCAGAUUCAGAGGGAGGGUUCUAAUAAUGAAACUAAGAAGCAGCAAGCUCUAUUCACUCAAUUAGAAACCCCUACUCCAAAGCCAAAAACACCAUUUGCAAAUUCAUCAAUUUUGAACAUCCCUUCACAAAAACCUACACAUUUUCAACCUCAUCCCAAACCAGCACCAAUAACCUCUAAACCACCUCUAAAGACCUCAAAAUCCUACUCCCAACCUCAACCUCUUCCUCGUUCCUUGCCUUCAUCAACCCCACCCCAGGAUAAAAAUUUAGCUCCAAAGCCAAUAAACUCGCUCUCAAAACUCAAAAAUCAACUUCAAAAGCCAUUAGUCCUCUCUAAACCCUCUCACAACCCUAGAUACCCCCACACAGGACCCAAAAAGCACUCUACAGCACCAAGACCCAAAUUUCCUCCUAAAAAACCUAAAAAUGCUAAAAACAACUACAAAGACUGUAGAAUCUCCCUGAAGGCCAUCAGAUCAGGGACCGACACUCGUAGCUCAAUAAUGCUUAAAUAACAUCCCGAACAAGUACGAUCAAAAAUCCCUGCUGAAAGAGCUAGAUCUGACUACUGAAAAUAAGAUAGAUUUCUUCUAUCUCCCCAUUGACUUCAAGAAUCACUGCAACAAAGGCUUCGCAGUUAUUAACUUCAGAGAAUACACUGACAUCAUCGACUUUUAUGAAGAAUGGGAAGGCAGACAAUGGGGUAAGUUCAACAGCAAGAAGAUAGCAGCCCUCGCCUAUUUUACGAAGCAGAAUAAGGAUGAACUAGCCUCACACUUUUUGAAAACUCCUGUAGCUGGAGAAAGAAGUUCUAAAGUCAAAGCUCUCGUGUGGGAGUAGGACUAACAUGGAUCUGAUAGUAUAAUUUUGAAUAAAUUCACC